GUGCAAACCAUGACAGUAGCUGAGCUUCGUUCGGCAUUGCAAUCUGCGGAGGAGGUGCCUCGCAAGCCGUAUGCUUCAGAGCGUUCUGUGCACAUCAAAGCCCGAAAGCAGGAAUUGGUUGGCCUCCCCUUAGGAGGCCCUCUUACUGUUGCUCACGGUGUGUAUGAUACGUUGGCAACUAUGCGUGACGAUGUAGUGCUUACAUAUCUCCUCCUCAGUGAGGGCUUGACUUGCAACGCUGAGAUAUGCUCUGAAAGGCCUCUUAAAGCCUUGCAACCUGGCACGGAUAGAAACCUGAUUCUCAAGGACGAGGCAGCGGCUGCCGCUUUGACCCUUGACACAGACUUGCGGCCUUGCCCGGCCGCGGUCGGGGGAGCCCGUGUUGUGGACCUUGUGGGGUUUGCUGAUUGUGUUGCUGAGCAACGGUGGAACGGGCCCUUGUUCCAAGUUUUGAGCCGUGAGCCUUAUCCGGAAUUUCAAGAGGUUGCAAGAGACCAGGUGUUGCAAUUGGAUCGCCGGUGCCUCCUGGAGCUUGCUUGCAUCUGCGUUGGGGACCUAACGUCUGGCUCCACAGGUGCAUUGCCCCUCGACGAGGAGUUCAAGGAGCUCAAAUUCCACUCGCUUGUCACAGGCUCUUUGCUCCUGGUGACGGGAAGAGGCAAAGACCCAGGCAAACGCUGGGAUAGCACGGGCCAAAGCACUGGUGGCACUGGCCUUGGAACAGAUGUGAAGCAGGGCUCGGAUGCCGGUCAGGCCCCAAGCAAGAAAGCAAGGGUCAUGCGUGAUCACAUCCUAAAGGGCUUGCGGGGCACGCACCCGCGCACGCCCGAUAACAAGCACAUUUGCUUUAAUUUCAACUUGCGUGUGUGCGGGGCUGGAGCAAAGUGCAAGUUCAAACAUGCGUGUUGCAAGCCAGGCGAGCACAAGGCCCUUGCCAUGGUUGCACACAAUUCCUCUGGCACCGAGUGA
Symbiodinium sp. CCMP2456 is the source of this 969-nucleotide messenger RNA. The record is from the annotation of a GenBank genome assembly. Lineage: Eukaryota; Dinophyceae; Suessiales; Symbiodiniaceae.